CUGUGUUGAAUCAGAUGAGAGAACGCCAACAGAACAUUCACCGUCCGAAGGCAAGACGAUAUUCGAGCCGACGAAGACGGAAACCUUCCUAUGUACCGAUAUAUGCGGAUACGAACUCCAAUAUGCCGACUGAGGUUAUUAAUCCCGAUUGUGAUUCGGGUUAUUCGCGAGAAAUUGACUCGUGCCCAAUGCCACCGUGCCUGUCAUCCGCCCAAAUCGUUUCCCGGGGACUCCAGUUUGACGAUAUUGAAAUUAACAACCUGAUAGGUAGUGGUGGGUUCGGAGCGGUGUAUGAGGGGUGCUAUGGUGGGCGAAGGGUGGCUGUGAAGAGAAUCAAUAUUUUUAACAAAAACAAGAGAGCUGCUGUUGAGAGUUUUAAAGCGGAACUGGCAGCUUUGAGGCUGAAACAUACAAAUAUUGUGCGAACCAUACUGGCGAGCGCCGGUGAUAAUUUCUCCGAUUGUGCCAUCAUAGUUAUGGAGUACGCCGGUGAUCUGAACCUACAACAAGUGAUUAACGACAGCCGGGACCCUUUACCACGGGAGAGGAGAAUAACUUAUUCCUUGGAUAUUGCCAACGCGUUAUUUUAUACACAUGAUAAUGGAAUUGCGCAUCUCGAUGUGAAGCCGGCGAAUGUGAUUAUAACGCCCGAUGACAGAUGUAAGCUCGCCGAUUUUGGUUGCUGUCAGACGGUACAGGACGAGAUCGACGAGGGCCAUGUCAGUCCCACUCAAAGAUCCUAUCUAACAGGUACGUUUGCUUACAGAGCCCCCGAGUUGUUACGAGGGGAUGUCCCCACUACCAAAGCUGACAUCUACUCUUACGGAGUCACCCUUUGGCAGAUGUUGACACGGGAACAGCCCUUCGCCGGUGAAAAUCAACAUGUGGUCAUCUUCGGCGUGGUAGCAUAUCACCUGCGUCCGAGUUUUACAACCACAGUAUUGAACAACAUGGACGAGGCCUGGUACGUUGACGCUAUUAUGCAGUGUUGGUCACCAAAACCAGAACAGAGACCGACCGCUACAAAACUGCUUGAGAAACUCUCCUCAAAAACUCUAUUCAAAUGGUAGUUGGAAAGUGACUCUCCAUAUCACGUGGAUGGGUUGCAAUGCCGAUGUUCAUUAGUUUAAAACGUUGAACACAAUACCAUUAUUUUUGUACGAAACAUCGCCAAUCAUUUGGCCCGAACUUUGCAUUAAGGCGCGCACACCUUUGUGUUUUUAAAAAAGAAAGAAAAUCCAAUACUUGUAUUUAAAAAAAAGCGGAACGCAUUGAAAUGUCGUGACUCCACGUUUGAAAGCGUUAAUAAUAGAAAUAAUACAAAUAUCGAUUUGACUGUUUGAGAGUGUUACAUGGAGCUCUUGACACUGCCAUUGUCGAAUAACACACCAAUUAAAUUCCACCAAUAUGCGGAGGGAAUGACCAAAGAAGUCGAGAAAUUUAACCAUUUUUGGUAUAUAGCUUUAAAAACUGGUCUUAUUAAUGUCGUUUUUCUAUUUUUAUUAUUUUCCAAUUUGGAUAGUUAUUAUUUUUCAAUAUUUUAAUAGUCGUCCUAUCGUACCUGUGUUGUAUUUUAAUGUAAUGUAAUGUAUUGUAUUGUAUUGUAAUGUGAUGUGGUUACAUUUUUUCAAAAUCGUUUUUUUUUUUCGUUGGAGGUUUGAUAGUUUUCUAUAUUUAAACUCGUACCAUCAUAUUUGCCUACGUGAUCAAGAUGGUAUUUAUGACACACAUUCUUUCACUGAAUAACAAUGUCAUGAGAAUAAUGUAUAUUUUGUACAAUUUGCAUAUGUAUAUUUCACUGAAAUUCUUGUAGAUACUAUUCACAGAUUCUGUACGAUAUUUACCGCUGCCUAACAUUUCGUCUAACAAGUCUUCCAGGGACCCCCGGUCUGCGCAUGCGCGUUUGUAUAUUUGUAAAAAUAUAUAUAUAUAUAUAUUGCACACGGUUAAGAGAGUGACUUUAACUAAGUGUACAGAUCUAAUGUAAAAUCAUUGUACUUAUUUUCUAUAUUACCUUUUGUAUAAUUUGCUACAG
Saccoglossus kowalevskii is the source of this 2035-nucleotide messenger RNA. RefSeq names its product serine/threonine-protein kinase mos-like. Gene Ontology annotation, molecular function: protein serine/threonine kinase activity; ATP binding. Gene Ontology annotation, biological process: protein phosphorylation. The record is from RefSeq and is a predicted model, not a curated record. Lineage: Eukaryota; Metazoa; Hemichordata; Enteropneusta; Harrimaniidae.